Molecule: messenger RNA, 288 nt
Organism: Fusarium keratoplasticum
Lineage: Eukaryota; Fungi; Ascomycota; Sordariomycetes; Hypocreales; Nectriaceae
Product: Dioxygenase-N domain-containing protein
Exons: 2
Coding region: 1-288 (95 amino acids)
Molecular function (GO): iron ion binding; oxidoreductase activity, acting on single donors with incorporation of molecular oxygen, incorporation of two atoms of oxygen
Source: RefSeq, a predicted model, not a curated record
AUGGCCGACUUGACCAUUGACAACAUCACCCCCAAUGCAGUCACAAUCAGUACCCGUGCAGGAGAUAAGCGCCUCGACUAUGUGAUGGAGCGCUCAUCACGCAUGUCCACGAUUUCGCGCGAAUCCAUCUUACUGCCGGAUGUGUUGGGUCUGUCCCUGCUCGUCGACUCGAUAGAUCACCCCAAGCCCGACAAUUCGACUCAGGGAUCGGUUCUUAGGCCGUUCCACACCCGCGAUGACCCAGAGGUUCCCCAUGGGGACCCCAUAUCUUUGAAUGACAAGGACUAG